GGAGAAUCGGGGUAGUCUUUGGCCCCCGAUAUUUAUUCCCAAUUUAUUAAAUUCAUUACUAAAUAAUGUCCCUAUUUUAUCAAGAGUUGUCGAUUGCGCACCAGUUAAAUUAACACCGCGUACUGCUGUAACUUCAUAGACGGUUAAUGAAAACUGUCCUCGUAUACGCAAAUGCUUUCAUAAAAUUGGUUUCAUACCAUUAGCAUCUCAUUUUACAACACUCUUUCAACGCCGAGUUGGCAAUUGUUAGAUUGUUAGAUUAUUAGAUUAUUAUAUACCUGAUACCUGCAUUACUCUGCGCUGUCGCCAUCGGCGCAACAAAUCAGUAGUUCGCCAUGGCCUCCAAAGCUAUGUGGGAAGUCGACCCGGAGACUAGAUCAAAGCUCCUCGCUAUUCAAAAGACGAAUAAUAACAACAUCUGCUGCGAUUGCAACGCCCCGAACCCGCAAUGGGCGUCUCCAAAGUUCGGCGUUUUCAUCUGCCUCUCGUGUGCCGGUGUCCACCGGGGCCUGGGUGUCCACAUCUCUUUCGUUCGAUCCGUUACCAUGGACGCGUUCAAGCAGGCUGAGAUCGAGCGCAUGCGACUCGGCGGUAACCAAGGAUGGAGAUCAUUCUUUGAGCAGCACGAAGAUACUAAGAUGCGCGGUCUGAACUGGGACGACGCUACGAUCGCGGAGAGAUACAGCGGCGAAGUGGGUGAGGAAUGGAAGGAGAGGCUCAGCGCCAAGGUCGAGGGUAGAGAAUACGUACCUGGCGAGCGCAAGACCACGCCACAACCUGCUCCCGCUGCCGCGAAGCCCGGUCCGAAACAGAUUAGCAGGACUGGAACGCCGCUGCAAGGCGUGGCGACGAGCGGAAGCCGAACGGCGAGUCCCAGUCGACCGGGCGUCAAAGCUAAAGUCGACGACGAAUAUUUCGCGCGACUGGGAAAGGAGAACGCGUCCAGGUCGGACGCCUUACCACCUAGCCAGGGCGGUAAAUACGCUGGAUUCGGAAACACCCCUGCACCUGCAAAGAGCGGCGGCGGAGGGCUCCCCGAUUUAUCAGAGGUGCAGAAGGACCCGGUAGCCGCCCUGACGAAGGGAUUCGGCUGGUUUACAACGACGGUGACGAAGACGGCCAAAGGAAUUAAUGACGAGUUCAUCCAGCCUACGGCCAAACAGCUCUCGGAAUCCGAUUUCGCGGCGCAGGCCAGAGCCGCGGCAGGGAACGUGGGCAAGGCGGCGCAGGCCGGGGCGAUGACGGCCCAGGAGCGGUUUAACCGGUUCGUGGAGGGGUCGGACGAGCGGAGGCAGGUGCCGAUGGACGAGAGCAAGAAGGCGUUCUGGGACGACUUCGCGGCGGCGGCGGACCAACGACACGGUACCGGCCCCAAGUACAGCUCGGUUGGGACUUCGGCCAUGGGGAGAGGCGGGAAUAAGAAUGCUCCGGCGGCGGCGGCGGCGGCCAAGAAGGACGACGAUUGGGACGACUGGUAGGUAGUGGACGGGCGAGAGAGGGGACUCGUCGGGACUGGGAUGCAACAGGUGUUCGGGGUGUGUGGUGCGAUGUGGUGUGGUGUGCAACAUUAUACCUAUAGACGACGGACACGAUAUGCCAAUACUGUACAAUUAGAUACCUAAGGUAAGCCAAAUGGAGUUCUGGGUAGCGUAUAUACACAUCUAUUUUAUUAGAAUCAAUGUGAGAGGUGCAAAUAUAAAAUUUCUAUACAACGGUGUAAGUGGUGUAAGUGGUGUGUGUAGGUGAUGGAUACCCAACUAGCAAGGUGAAUCAAUGAAUGUGCACUAGGCUAAGUGGUAAGUAAUAAAGAAUUGGCUACCAAUUCAAUAUUCCAUUGAUAUGAUUGAUAUGUGCUAUAUCAAACCAAAGCACCCUUAUGUAUAAGCCAUUAUCUGUAUGUAUUGUAAAGUCACGAU
Daldinia caldariorum is the source of this 1916-nucleotide messenger RNA. Its product is annotated as ArfGap-domain-containing protein. The record is from RefSeq and is a predicted model, not a curated record. Lineage: Eukaryota; Fungi; Ascomycota; Sordariomycetes; Xylariales; Hypoxylaceae. The coding region runs from base 336 to 1478 and encodes 380 amino acids. Gene Ontology annotation, cellular component: Golgi membrane. Gene Ontology annotation, molecular function: GTPase activator activity. The transcript has 3 exons. Gene Ontology annotation, biological process: regulation of endocytosis; regulation of ARF protein signal transduction.